Molecule: messenger RNA, 1581 nt
Organism: Cladocopium goreaui
Lineage: Eukaryota; Dinophyceae; Suessiales; Symbiodiniaceae
Source: the annotation of a GenBank genome assembly
AUGGGUAGUUUUCCAAGCCGUGCCCUCCAGGAUGGGAUUGCUGGAGUCAGCCCAUGGAUGACGCUUGUACACAUCGACAACCAAACAAACCAACCAGUCAUUGUUCACUUGGCCAGAAAUGCAGACAUGCCAACUGCUGAGGAUGCAGUGGAGCACAUCAUCCCGGCAAACGAGGUUUACGGUCUCGCCUCUGGUUGGUUGCGGGAACCACGCGCCACUCUGCUAAUACGGACAGGAGUGGACAAGGCGCAGCUUCUCCGCGUGCCAAACAACGCCCGCAUCAUGAUCAGGUUGGCUCCACAUGGCCUGUGUGUGGACUCGCCAGACGCGGUAGAGUUUGAACCGUUUGAACCUGCUCAUGAUGUAUCCGGACAUGACACUGUUCCAAUGGCUCUUCGUGGGGAGAGUUUCCACGUGGAACCCACGGGCCCUUCUGUGGCGCAAGCAGCAGUUUCUGCAGCGCAGCGCGAACAGAACCAAGGGCGUGGACAAGCGCUUCGUGGAAUCAGGUUCCUUGUUGCACCUGCUUCAGUGGAUGACGAUCCUUGGACCGUCUGGAGUUCGGUUCCACCCCUUCGGGUGGCGGCUACGGCGGAUGUUGUUCGGCUUGCAAGGGCUGUCUUGCUUGAGCGAAGGAUGAGAAGCAGGCAGAUGCCAAUCCUGCUCGAGGCAACCUGUUCUCGAAGGCAUGCCUACGUUAUGUGCAAGGCCUUAGCCAGAGCACAGCAACUAAGUAUGCUGCUGUCCAGUGAGCCCAGCGGCAUCAGCUGUAUAGCGCGUAUCACCAAAAGAUAUGGCCCUCACACUCCAACUGAUGAGGCCGGCAACACAGCCAGGCUCAUCCGCGUCAUGGUGUGGAAGCCAGUCUCGAUUACUGGAGAAAUCGAUGAGAGAAAAUGGGCAGAGCGGCAGAGCGAGGCAGACGUGCCGCGACCCCCACCUGCUCCGGUGGGCAAAGGCCUUCAUGGGUCAUGGCCAUUUCGAGGCGCCUCCUCACCAGCUUUGCUUGUUGCAGCGCUGGUUCCAUUUGCUGCGAAGGUGCAGCGGGCCUGCCGGGCGCGUCUCCGUGCCACGAGUAUCCCUACGGUUGCUGGCACAGAGAUUUGGUCCCUGUUGGGCUUGAAAGGAACUGCAACGAAGGCUGAGAUCAAAUCGAAGUUCAAAAAGUUCGUCAGAACGAAUCAUCCAGAUGUCAAAGGUGAUCGCUCUCCAGCUGCGAUUGAGCGCUGGGCAAACAUCACCGAGGCCUACCGGAAGAUAAUGAAGUGCAACGAUGAUCUCUUCUGGGUGGAGAGCUGGGUGGCGCGCGUGCGGCAGAUCGAAAUUGCAAAGUUGCAGAACGCAGACCGCAUCCGCCAAGAGCGCAUUGCUAGAAGGGCAGCUCGUGUUGGACUGACACCUGAUCAAUAUGAGGCUGCUGAAGCUGAAGCGGUGGAAGCUGCCAAAGAGGCAGCUGAAAUCGAGGAAGACAACCGCAACCAGUUUGUCCUGGAUACACUUCCAGUCGUACUUGCCCUGGUUUUGGCCUUCCUCAUGAUCUCUUUGAUUGCUAUUUUGGUCAACGGGCCAAAUAGCAAGUGA